Anopheles stephensi (Asian malaria mosquito) is the source of this 4068-nucleotide messenger RNA. RefSeq names its product palmitoleoyl-protein carboxylesterase NOTUM (gene Notum). The transcript has 5 exons. Bases 797 to 2884 code for a protein of 695 amino acids. The record is from RefSeq and is a predicted model, not a curated record. Gene Ontology annotation, molecular function: hydrolase activity. NCBI's taxonomy places the organism in Eukaryota, Metazoa, Arthropoda, Insecta, Diptera, Culicidae.
AAACGAACCGGACGCACACUUUCCAACCGUACGUCGUCCGGGUGAGAUGUGAAGCUGUGCUGCUGCUGCUGCUGCUACUGCCGUAAUACGAAACGGAUUUGUUUUCCAAGCUGUUCAGAUACACCAGCCAGUUUAGGUGGUCGAGGAAAAACACCGGGAAGUUGUUGAAGUUUGAAACGCGCAAAGGUGUUAAGAAAAAAACAGAAAUCCUUAACAGUAAGCAAGAAGUGUUUAUCGAGCGGGAAUUAAUGUUGGAGUGUUUGGUGUGUUGCGAAGAAUACAGUUUUCCAAGUGGGAAAAUUUUCCUCGAUCGCGAUCGUCGUAAGCGAGCAUCCUAAAGGUCUGAUCCAGCAAUCAAACGGACGGUGAUGAGUGCGUCGCAAAGUGUCCGUACCUUUGAUCGUGCUGUCGGUAGUGUGAAGCUAUUGCUGAUGGGAAGACAAAGCUGGUUAGUGUAGUGAUUGUGACGACAAAAACAGUGUGUUUGUGUGUGUGUGUCAAGUGUUGUGCACUAUGAGAAAGAAAGGGGAAAAGGUGAAGCUCUUCCAACAAAACGAAGAAAAAUAAAUCUCACGUUCUCUCAACAAGACGAAAUGUAACGAAGCUUGAGAAUCAUGUCUAGCCAACGAUGUGGAAGUGCUUAAGUGAAGUAGAAAAUACAUUAUCUUGAUCAAAUAAAAGUGAUUGAGAGAGGAAAGCUAAAAGUGUUAUAAUAACGAAGCAAAAGCCAGUGAAUCUCAUCGGUAAAACAUUCUACGCGCCAUUAGAACGUAACAUAGAAAAAGUCAUCAAAACAAUGGCGUUUCGGUGUCGAAGAAACAACCACUGGACGGCACUGACGGUGACAGUGCUAGUUCUUAUUACCACAUACACGCUACCCAGCGUACGGUGUCGAUCGGCCAACGUUAACUCACCGAACCAUCCACACAGCCGACACCAUCGGUCAAACAUAUCGAUCGAAAGCAACUCGAUUCAGCGGCUCGAUGCGUCCGGUGGUCACAGACAAACGGGGCUGGGAGGUGCAGGAGGAGGUUACAACGGCAUGUCCAGCCAGCCACCGCUCCUGAAGCGAGUGUUUCUCUCGAAUCGGACGGUCACGUGUAACGAUGGCUCCCAGGCCGGGUUUUACCUUCGUAAGUCGCCCGGCUCUCGUCGGUGGGUAGUGUUCUUCGAGGGUGGAUGGCAUUGCUACGAUCACAAAUCGUGUCGAACGAGGUGGCUCAAGCAGCGUCACCUGAUGACAUCCGUCCAGUGGCCAGAAACGCGAGAUGUUGGUGGCCUCCUAUCGGCAUUACCAUCGGAGAACCCGUACUGGUACAACGCGAAUCACGUGUUUGUUCCGUACUGCAGUAGUGACUCGUGGAGUGGAACGAAAAUCCGUCCAGACACACGCGACGGACUGCGAUUUAUGGGCUCACUCAUCGUGCGGCAAGUGAUGUCCGAUCUGGUUCCCUUGGGGUUGGGCCACUCGCAAGGAGCAGAUCUCUUAAUGGCCGGUUCUUCUGCGGGAGGACUGGGUGUGAUGCUGAACCUUGAUAAAGUGCGAACGUUUCUACAGAACGAACGAGGUCUUAAAGUAAGCGUACGCGGUGUUAGCGACUCGGGGUGGUUCCUCGAUCGGGAACCAUACACUCCCGGUGCAGUUGCUGCCUCGGAAGCCGUACGACAGGGCUGGAAAAUGUGGGACGGUGCGUUACCGCAGGCUUGCGUUGCCGAACACGCGAAGGAACCGUGGCGUUGUUACUUCGGCCAUCGCCUGUACAACACGCUGAAAUCUCCUCUAUUCGUGUUCCAGUGGCUGUUUGAUGAGGCACAGAUGCGUGCCGAUAGUGUUGGUGCACCGGUCACACCACAGCAGUGGGACUACAUACACGACAUGGGUGGUGCACUGCGUGAGUCGCUCAACAACGUGUCGGCCGUGUUUGCUCCCUCGUGCAUCGGCCAUUCCGUGCUAACCAAGCGCGACUGGAUGAAGAUCAAGAUCGACGACAUCUCGUUGGCGGACGCGUUACGCUGCUGGGAGCAAUCGAAUGCGGACGAGCGCCAGUCACAGUGGCGCUCGAUCAACCGAAGUCCACAGAAACUCCACCGCAAACACAAUGGCGGGCGCAGGAAGAACAAACAGCAACAGCAACAACAGAAACAGAUCGGUUCGGUGAGCCUGGACACUUCUUCCGACCGGCCGCCACGUCCGAAGCUUACCAAAGAGGAGCGAGAGCGUCGACGGCAGGAGCGCCGUAAGCGCCAGAACCAGCGCAAACAGAACGGGCCUGGCAAGGCGACCCCAACCGAAACCACCGGCACCCAGCUCGGUUUAACGAAAGUUCCUAAACUAGAACGAAUGCCAAAAAAUAGUACUACCAGCACGGGUAGCAUCAAACCCACGGCCAACAAUCAACCGAAGCGGCACAACCACCGGCAUCAUCCACCGCAGCAGGACCUGUCGCUCGGUGUCCGGACGCCCGCGGUAGCUCUGUUGAACGAGCCAACGCCACCGACUCCCCCGCACAAGCUGCGGAACCAGAACAAGAAGCGACUGAACGGCCAUCGGAAUCGAAACCGAAAGGCACGAGGUGGAAACGGUGGCGGUGGAGGUGGAGCGGGUGGGAAUGGCCGGAAUCGAGCACCCCAGCCGGUGGACAUUGCGGAACCAAAGAAGUGCUCGUUGCGGUUGUUGGAGCGUUGCAGCUGGCCCCAGUGCAAUCACUCCUGUCCGACGCUCACCAACCCGCUGACCGGCGAGGAGAUGAAGUUCCUGGAGCUGUUGGCCUCGUUCGGGCUCGAUAUGGAUGCGGUCGCGACCGCACUCGGUGUCGACAUGCAGACGCUCAACAACAUGGACCAUGCCGAGUUGGUGAAUCUGCUCACGCAGCAGGUAACGUAGCCGGUCGGGGCGGGCGUAAACACCGGCACACUCAUCCACCGUGGAGAAGGGAAAGCAAAACCAUCGCCGACCAGUCGGCUUCAUCAUUCCAAAACAAGCCAAAAGAUUGUACUUAAGCGUUAAGUGCCCGUCCUAUUACCUGCGCCCAUCUCCCCAGCUGAGCGCCCGGAAAAGGAGAUCCUGAGCACUGUUGUUUUUUCCGUCCACAGCAGGGAAGGAAUCUUCCGUCGAGACCAACUUCCAACCAACAAUUUCCCGACCAUAACACCGCGCAGACUGAACGUUUGUUCGUGAAGUAUUUAUUUGUUUGUAGAGAGAGAGAUAGAGAGAGAGAGAGAGAGGAGUCGAAAUGAGCAGAACUGUCUGAUAUUAUGAAGAAGGAAGUCGUCCGCCUGUGAAUACUCACCCGAGCAGAAGAAGUGACAGGAAGGAACAGAAGCAACAACUUCCAACGAAACUCAAGAUGUACACAUCAAGCUAAGCCCAGUAUUCUCGUAUAGUAGUAGUAGUGUAGGGAGCGCACCCUCCGAUUAGCAUGUAGACAACAGUGGAUAUUUAUUUGACCCUUGUACCGCGACCCUGUACAGUAGAGCCCGAUCGCGGAGAACCACGAGAAGAGUGUAAAUAGAAGCAGGAAGCUCAAGUGUCCAGUAGUGUAGUGUAAGGCGGCCCCGAACGAAAUGACUACCUCACCGAAUGAAUGAACGCGAUCCGUGGUGAAUGAACAGUGGAAUGAAUUCUAGUGUGUUACGAGUGAAUGCGUAAGUAAGCUAGGUUUAAUCUGUAUUAUCUGUACCUGCGCUUAGUCAUACGUUUUAGCAGCAUAUACGUUUUACAACCGGAAUCGGAACGUCGGCAGUUUUGUGGCGGGUGUGGCACUCAUCACCCAGAAACAGCUCGAUUUUGGGCAGCAAACCGAUACACAACCCCGAGUUAGGCGUGGAUUUUAGGGUGUUUUAGAGCACGUUUUGUACAUAUAGUGUUGAGCAUUAUUUAUAGAUAGCAUUUAUACGUGGAGACCCCCCCCCCUCCCCUUCUCCCCUAAUACAGCAGUGUUUAAACUCUAAGCAAGGUUACGAUGCCAGUUGGGAGUUGUGAGUGGCGAGUCCGAGUCGGACCCAGCACGGAAAGUAAUUGACAGAUAUUUUAAAAUAAAAACCAAUCCAACCAAUUCAAACAAAUAA